Cucumis melo (muskmelon) is the source of this 1014-nucleotide messenger RNA. Its product is annotated as pectinesterase inhibitor-like. Gene Ontology annotation, molecular function: enzyme inhibitor activity. The record is from RefSeq and is a predicted model, not a curated record. Gene Ontology annotation, biological process: negative regulation of catalytic activity. Bases 297 to 779 code for a protein of 160 amino acids. The transcript has a single exon. NCBI's taxonomy places the organism in Eukaryota, Viridiplantae, Streptophyta, Magnoliopsida, Cucurbitales, Cucurbitaceae.
ACUAAAAUUGACCUUUUAUUCCAGGCAAAUAAAAGAUAAAAUGUUAGAACUUAGAAGCCUAAUAUGUUAUUUACCAAUGGUCACUCUACAAUCAAGGAAAGCCUCGUAAGUUCUUCCACCAAAAUAGAACUACCCUUCUUAUUGGAAACGGUUACAAAAUCAUGCAAUUGCCAUUGAAGUGUAUAAAAACCAAACACCCCAUGUUCACAAAACCAACCCCCUGCCCGUUCCCCAUUGAGAAAGAAACCAAAAACAAAAAACAAACCAAAGCAAUUCAUAGUUAGAUUAAUCUAACAAUGGGUGAAAAUCAUUUGGUUUCUUUCUCAAUGGUCUUUCUCUUCGCCGCCGUCUUCAUCGGCCAAGCUCAUGGAUCAUCCCUCUGCGACAAAGCUGCUUUCCCUGCACUCUGUCGAUCCACCUUGAAAGGCGCCUCCGAUCCAACAUCAGCCUUGAAGAACGCCAUCAAACACCUCAUUUUCGAAACGAGACGCGCGAAAGUUUCAAGCUUGAGGAUCGGUUCAUUGAAGUCUCUGGUCGUGUGCAAACAGAACUUCGACGAUGCCAUUGACGACCUGGAGACCAGUCUGGCGUAUAUGCAGAAAAAAGACAUUGCGAGCCUGAAAAUCAACCUCUCCGCCGCAAUGACUGACUACUCCACAUGUGACGAUGCGGUGAUAGAGAGUGGCGAGCAGAAGAAAGCUUCCCGAGUUUUGAACACCGACAAUCUGCUGGAACAAUUAGCCGCAAAUUGCUUGUACUUAGCCAGUUUGUUGAAGUGAAAACUAAUAGGAAGAGGAACGGGCAGGGAGGUUCGACCGAACCGAUAUGUCGUUUUGUAGUAGUAAAAUAAUAUGAAACGGCGACAACUAAAUCGAAAGUACACAAAUUAUAUCUUUUUCAUGUAUAACAUAUGCGUGACUACAAGGCAUAUGCGAACAUGACUAUACUUUCAUGUUUGAUGUACUAAAACAUAUGGAUUGGUCAAUGGAUAUAUUUUCAUUAUUUUAACCAAAA